AGCGAUAGCAAUGCCACUCACUGUGAGCAGAAUAAAAGUAACCCGGCUUAUAUCAAGCAGAAGGAAGUUCAAGAAAAAGCGUCUGUUUUUAGUAUGCAGUUGGACUUAACCGGGGCAGUUCCCAGCCUUAUAGUUGCCUUUGUCAUUGUAGCUAACGGGGAUCGCCAGGGACGCAAAAGGUCUUUAGUUUUACCAUCAAUGGGAGCUUUGAUUGCUGGUAUCUGCCUCACCAUAAUAUCAUAUUUUUCCUUGUCACUCUCUGUCCUGUUUGCGGUUGCAUUUAUUACUGGACUGUUUGGGAGUAUGGCAACUUUCCUUGGAGGAGGCUUUGCUUUUAUAGCAGAUGUGUGUCACGAUGAGAAGCAGAAGACAACGCGAAUAGCUGCGGUGGAUUUGAUUUUUGGAGUUGUAUCUGGAGUGGCAGGACUAUUAUCUGGCUACUUUCUAAGAGGAAUAGGCUUUACAUGGACAUUUGUGACAGCAUCUCUGCUUCAUCUCAUUAAUAUUAUCUAUAUUACAUUUUUUCUGGAAGAUCCAGUAGGCAUAUCUGAAUUCCAGCACCAGGCACCAGCGUCUUAUAAAGAACUGCUGAGAGAGACAUUUUGUGGCGUGUACAUGCUUUUUAAAACUGCCCCUUACAAAAAGAGAAUUUUAAUCAUUGUGUUACUUUUUACAUUUAUGACUUAUCUGUUUACUACGCUUGGUGGGAGUUCACUUUUUACACUGUAUGAACUGGAUGAGCCACUCUGCUGGAAUGAAGUAUACAUUGGAUAUGGAGCAGCUGCAUUCACGUCUGUCUCUCUGACCAGUUUUUUAGGAGUUUACUUAUUUUCUAAAUGUCUCAAAGACAUUUAUAUUGUCUUUAUUGGGAUAUUUUCUUACAUUGGAGGAAUGGUCAUGGCUGCCUUUGCCAAAACUACCCUGCUCAUGUUUUUAGUAAGAGUGCCAUCUUUGCUCUGCUUUAUGCCUAUUCCUGUUCUCCGAUCCAUGCUGUCAAAAGUGGUUCGCGCUGAUGAACAGGGUGCUGUGUUUGCUUGUAUUGCCUGUUUAGAAGUUGUGACCGGCACUAUUGCACUUUCAGUUUUUAACAUUCUCUAUGCAGCUACUGUUGCAUGGUUUUCAGGCUUUAGCUUCCUCUUAUCAGCAGGCCUUUGUCUAAUUCCACUGGCUGUCCUGUGCUGGCUUCUGUGCACAAGCUGGAAUGAGGAGGACUUGGCUUUGCUUGUACCCGAAGAAGUAUCCAGCAUAGAGAGCACUGAUAGUUGAAAAAGGAUCCACCUACUUUCUAGUCUGACAUGCAGUGGCAGAGACCAUUAUGCCAUACAGAGACCAUAGAGAUAACACAGCAGUUGCAGAUGCAAUCUCAAAGCGGCCCUGCAGCAAUAAGCACUAAAUUGGUAGCACUCUUUAUCCAGUCUCUUUAUAGCACUUGA
Antrostomus carolinensis (chuck-will's-widow) is the source of this 1433-nucleotide messenger RNA. It is a transcript of the gene SLC46A3, whose product is annotated as solute carrier family 46 member 3. The annotation marks the transcript as partial. The record is from RefSeq and is a predicted model, not a curated record. Lineage: Eukaryota; Metazoa; Chordata; Aves; Caprimulgiformes; Caprimulgidae. The transcript has 5 exons. Gene Ontology annotation, molecular function: transmembrane transporter activity. Gene Ontology annotation, biological process: vacuolar transmembrane transport. Gene Ontology annotation, cellular component: lysosomal membrane.